AUGGAUGAAUUUGGAGCAAAGUACGAGUGUUUGUUCUUUGAUAUGGACGAUACGCUAUACCCUUUGAGCAUUGGAAUCAACUUAGCUUGUCGACACAAUAUCCAAGGAAAAGAGUCUAACGUUAUUGAAUCUUUGUAUAAACUCUUUAAUUAUAUACUAAUUAAUAUUAUAUUGUUCUUAUAUGCAGAGUUCAUGCUUAACCAACUAGGAAUCAAAGAGAGUGAGGUUCCAAAGAUGUGUCUUGAUCUUUACAAAGAAUAUGGAACCACCAUGGCUGGUCUCAAGGUUAUGGGUUAUGAGUUUGACAACGAUGAGUUCCAUGAAUAUGUCCAUGGAAGACUUCCCUACGAGAAACUAAAACCUGAUCCCAUUCUCCGCAACCUUCUUCUCUCUAUGCCUCACCGUAAAAUCAUCUUUACUAAUGCAGACAAAGCUCAUGCAACAAGAACACUUAACCGUUUGGGUCUAGAGGACUGUUUUGAAGGAAUCAUUUGCUUUGAAACACUAAACCCUUCUUCAGAUACAACCACUCAAAUCCUCUGUAAACCCUCUGUUCAAGCCUUUGAAGCAGCCAUUCGCAUAGCAGACAUCGUUGAUCCACGCAAAACGAUGUUCUUUGAUGACAGUGUUCGUAACAUCGCUAGUGCUAAAGCAGCAGGUCUCAAAACAGUGUUCGUUGGUGAUUCAGUGAUAGUUCCAGGUGCAGACUAUGCACUAAGCAGCAUUCACAAUAUUAAGGAAGCUAUACCUGAUCUAUGGGAAGACAACAAAGAUGAGAAGAAGGUGGAGACAAUUGUUCAGCAAGUGGCGGUUGAAACCAUGGUUCAAGCUUAA
This is a messenger RNA of Eruca vesicaria subsp. sativa (arugula), 834 nucleotides long. NCBI's taxonomy places the organism in Eukaryota, Viridiplantae, Streptophyta, Magnoliopsida, Brassicales, Brassicaceae. The record is from the annotation of a GenBank genome assembly.